AGAAAAACUUGUAUUUAUGAAAAAUGGAGACCGUACGUCCAUGUGGUUGUAAAGGGAUUCGUACUUGCUUGAUUUGCGAAGAACAAUUUAACAUAACAAAGCCAGAUUUAAAAGAAAAGUUACAAGAAAAAUCCUCUUACGUUUAUUGUCCGUAUUGUAAUAAAGCAUGGGCUGGAUGGGAUAUAGAAUUGUAUAAACAACAUCCUCAUCAUAAAGGACAUGCGAUAGAUUAUCCAGGUGUUUUUAUUAAACUUGAUUUCUUAAAUACAGAAGAGACAUUGACUUUGAUAAAAUCACUGGACGAAUUACCGUGGGAACCAUCGCAAAGUGGUAGAAGAAAACAAAAUUUUGGUCCAAAGUGUAAUUUUAAAAAACGAAAAUUACGUUUAGGUACUUUCAAUGGAUUUCCACAAUCUACAGAAUUUGUACAAAAGAAAUUCAGUGAAAUUCCACUUUUAAAUAAUUUUAAGACGGUAGAACAAUGUACUCUUGAAUACAAUCCAAAACGAGGAGCUUCUAUAGAUCCUCAUAUAGAUGAUUGUUGGAUAUGGGGAGAGCGUAUAGUUACAGUUAAUGUGUUAGGUGAUUCUGUAUUAACAAUGACACCUUAUACCGAAUCGAUUAGACGUUACAAUUUAGAUUAUGUAGAAAAUUAUUCUUCUAAAGUUGAUAAGAAAAUAGGAACACAGCAAGACAUAGUAAUACGUUUGCCUAUGCCAGCAAAAUCAUUGAUGGUUUUAUACGGACUUGCGAGAUAUAAUUGGGAACACUCUGUGCUUCGAGACGAUAUAACAUCAAGACGCGUCUGUCUUGCUUAUAGAGAAUUAACUCCACCAUAUCUUGAAAAUGGUAAACAUGAAAAGGAAGCAUCAGAAAUCCUUGAAAAAGCAACCAUUUUUUGGUAACAACUAAAUAGUACCACUGAUAUCAUGUUUGCACAAUUUUACUGUAAUGCAAUCCAUUGCAUUUUUACCAUUCCAUUUGAAAUAUCGUGCAGUAUGAAAUAUAACCACAAAUAGAACAAAGGAAGCGUUGAAGACAAAGCAGCACGAUUGAAAUAAAAGUUUUACAGUGGAAUUUUGAUACAGUAUGUAUCAAUUCUUAUAUUUUUUUUUAUCCAUCUCUUUACUUCCUUACAAACUAAUGCAUGAUGGUAUAAAAAUGAGUAAGUUGUAGAAAAAAAUUUAUUCACGAAUUAAGUACAAUAUUUCUUAUACAAGAACACCAUCAAAAUUUUAAUAUUAUAAUAAUAAACAAUAUUUUCCCAUAACAGUUCUUUAACUUUAUGCAAUAAUACUGUUACAUUUAAAGAAGUUUUAUCGGCAAAAAGAACGUAGAUAUUAUGAAAGUGAAAUAAUUUUAACGAAUAUUAAUUUGCAAUAAAAAUUCUAUUCUCUUUCUAUAUAUUUACAAUUCGUGUGAUUCAAAGUAAAGGGUGACUUUUAUUCUAUUAAAUUACUUAAUAGUCUACUAUUAAAUAUAAACUUUGGUAUCGCAUUAAAUUAAUCUCACGAUGAAACGUGAGCCUGGGAAAAAUAUAUGCGUAAUUAUCAAUUAUUAAAAUACUUGUUAAUUCUUAACAAACAAAAAAGUUGUAAAAUCUGAUAUAAUAAUGAUCAAUCGAACUUUGUACAGUGCUACCGCUAGAAAUUGUAUUUGUAUAAGUUUUCAUUGAUCUUACGAUUUCAAACAAAAUUAAAAAACAAAAAAAAAAUAAAUAAA
Molecule: messenger RNA, 1722 nt
Organism: Vespula vulgaris
Lineage: Eukaryota; Metazoa; Arthropoda; Insecta; Hymenoptera; Vespidae
Product: alpha-ketoglutarate-dependent dioxygenase alkB homolog 4
Exons: 5
Coding region: 24-905 (293 amino acids)
Biological process (GO): oxidative demethylation
Molecular function (GO): demethylase activity; oxidoreductase activity
Source: RefSeq, a predicted model, not a curated record